Messenger RNA from Centrocercus urophasianus (Greater sage-grouse), 4187 nucleotides. RefSeq names its product protocadherin 17 (gene PCDH17). Gene Ontology annotation, cellular component: plasma membrane. The record is from RefSeq and is a predicted model, not a curated record. The coding region runs from base 38 to 3637 and encodes 1199 amino acids. The transcript is spliced from 5 exons. Gene Ontology annotation, biological process: homophilic cell-cell adhesion. Gene Ontology annotation, molecular function: calcium ion binding. NCBI's taxonomy places the organism in Eukaryota, Metazoa, Chordata, Aves, Galliformes, Phasianidae.
CACUGCAGCUGCUGCCAUUCCCCACCCCUGCUUGGGGAUGUACCUUUCCAUUUUUUGCUUCUUCCUCUGCUGGGCUCCUGCCCUGACACUGAAGAACCUGAAUUACUCAGUGCCAGAGGAGCAGGGAGCAGGCACGGUCAUCGGGAACAUUGGCCGCGAUGCGCGGUUGGCAACGGGGGCAGCAGGUGGUGGGCUGCUGCCUGCUGAGCGCAGUAGCCCUGGACGCGGAUCCAAGUCCACCUUCCGGGUGCUGGAGAACUCGGCCCCUCACCUCCUAGAUGUGGACGGGGAGAGUGGGCUGCUCUACACCAAGCAACGUAUUGACCGUGAGGCACUGUGCCGGCGCAGCACCAAGUGCCAACUGUCCCUUGAGGUGUUCGCCAACGAUCAGGAGAUCUGCAUGAUCAAGGUGGAGAUCCAGGACCUGAACGACAAUGCACCGACAUUCCCUUCUGACCAGGUGGACAUGGACAUCUCAGAAAAUGCUGCGCCAGGCACCCGCUUCCCACUCACCAGUGCUCACGACCCAGAUUCUGGGGACAACGGGCUGCGAACCUACCUUCUAACCCGUGAUGACUACGGCCUCUUCUCUCUUGAUGUGAAGUCCCGCGGUGAUGGCACAAAGUUUCCGGAGCUGGUCAUCCAGAAGCCAUUAGACCGUGAGGAGCAGAGCCACCACACUCUGGUGCUGACAGCACUGGAUGGUGGCGACCCACCACGCUCGGGCACGGUGCAGAUCAAUGUACGCCUCAUUGACUCCAAUGACAACAGCCCUGUCUUUGAGGCAGCCUCCUAUGUGGUUGAACUGCCAGAGAAUGCACCAUUAGGGACAGCUGUUAUUGACCUCAAUGCUACUGAUGCUGAUGAGGGCACCAAUGGUGAAGUGCUCUACUCCUUCAGUGGCUAUGCACCUGAUCGUGUCCGUGACCUCUUUAGCAUCGACCCACAGAGUGGCCUCAUCCGUGUCAAGGGCAACCUGGACUAUGAGGAGAGUGGUCUCAUAGAGAUUGAUGUCCAGGCUCGAGACCUGGGGCCCAACCCCAUCCCAGCUCACUGCAAGGUCACCGUCCGCCUCAUUGACCGCAAUGACAAUGCUCCCACCAUUGGCUUUGUCUCCGUUCGCCAGGGAGCACUGAGUGAGGCUGCCCCACCAGGCACUGUCAUUGCCCUUGUGCGAGUCACUGACCGUGACUCCGGUAAGAAUGGGCAGCUUCAGUGCCGGGUGCUAGGAGGUGGUGGUGGGCCUGGAGCUGUCCCUUUCACACUGGAGGAGAACUAUGACAACUUCUACACUGUGGUCACUGACCGGCCCCUGGACCGUGAGGCACAGGAUGAGUACAAUGUGACCAUCGUGGCACGUGAUGGGGGGAACCCCCCACUCAACUCCACCAAGUCGUUCUCUGUCCGAAUCCUCGAUGAGAAUGACAAUCCACCCCGCUUCAGCAAGAAUCUUUAUGUAUUGCAGGUGCCCGAGAACAAUAUCCCUGGAGAGUAUUUGGGCUCUGUCUUGGCUCAAGACCCUGACCUGGGCCAAAAUGGGACAGUCUCUUACUCCAUUCUGCCUGGGCACGUGGGUGACGUAUCCAUCUACACCUAUGUCUCUGUCAACCCAACCAAUGGUGCUAUCUAUGCCCUGAGGAGCUUUAACUAUGAGCAGACAAAGCACUUUGAGUUUCGCGUGCUGGCCAAGGACUCGGGUUCACCCCAUCGUGAGAGCAACGCCACAGUACGUGUCACUGUGCUCGAUGUCAAUGACAAUGCACCCCUCAUUGUCCUACCUGCCCUCAUCAAUGACACCGCUGAGCUGCAGGUGCCACGCAACGCUGGGGUGGGCUAUCCUGUGGGCACCGUUCGUGCCCUGGACAGUGACUUUGGGGAGAGUGGGCGCCUUACCUAUGAGAUUGUGGAAGGCAAUGAGGAGCACCUCUUUGAGAUGGACCCCACUAGCGGUGAGAUACGCACCUUGCACCCCUACUGGGAGGAGCUCAGCCCUGUGGCUGAACUAGUGGUAAAAGUCAGUGACCAUGGCAAGCCCAGCCUCUCUGCGGUGGCUAAGCUCAUUGUCAGGGCCUUGGCAGGGCCCCUACCCGAGGCUGGCGAGCCACAAGUGAAUGGCGAGCAGCAUCGGCGACCGCACUGGGACUUGUCGCUGCCCCUGAUCGUGACCCUGAGCACUGUCUCCAUCAUCUUGCUGGCUGCCAUGAUCACUAUUGCUGUGAAGUGCAAGCGAGAGAACAAGGAGAUCCGCACCUAUAAUUGUCGCAUUGCCGAGUAUAGCCACCCUCAGCUGGGAGGAGGGGGAGGCAGUGGCGGGGGAGGAGGAGGCAGUGGCAGUGGAGGGGGCAAGGGCAAGAAGAAGAAGAUCAGCAAGAAUGACAUUAUGCUGGUGCCCAGUGAGGGCGAGGACAGCCGGGGCCCCCUCAAUGUCAUGAACGUGGUGAGCAGCCCAUCCCUGGCCACCUCACCCAUGUACUUUGACUACCAGACCCGCCUGCCCCUCAGCUCUCCCAGGUCUGAGGUGAUGUACCUGAAGCCCGCCUCCAACAACCUGACUGUACCCCAGGGACAUAUGGGCUGCCACACCAGCUUCACAGGGCAAGGGACUAACGCCAGCGAGGCUCCCCCGAGCCGGAUGUCCAUAAUUCAGACAGACAAUUUUCCCGCAGAGCCCAAUUACAUGGGCAGCAGGCAGCAGUUUGUUCAAAGUAGCUCCACAUUCAAGGAUCCAGAAAGAGCCAGCUUGAGGGACAGCGGGCAUGGGGACAGUGAUCAGGCUGACAGUGACCAAGACACUAACAAAGGCUCCUGCUGUGACAUGUCUGUUAGGGAGGCACUCAAGAUGAAAACUACUUCAACUAAAAGCCAGCCACUUGAACAAGAACAGCAAGGCAGAGGCCAAAGACCCAUUGUUGGGAUCUGUGGACCAGCCCGUUGUGAGGAUGGAAAAUUUUCAGAACAAGAAGAAUGUGUUAACUGCACAGAUGAAUGCAGAGUGCUUGGUCAUUCUGACAGAUGUUGGAUGCCACAGUUCCCUGCAGCCAGCCAGGCUGAGAAUGCAGAUUAUCGCACAAAUCUCUUUGUACCCACAGUUGAAGCUAAUGUUGAGACUGAGACUUACGAAACUGUGAACCCCACUGGGAAAAAGACUUUUUGUACAUUUGGGAAAGACAAGAGAGAGCACACUAUUCUCAUUGCCAAUGUUAAACCUUAUUUAAAAGCCAAACGUGCCCUGAGUCCUCUGCUUCAGGAGGUUCCCUCAGCAUCGAGCAGCCCAACCAAGACAUGCAUUGAGCCUUGCACCUCAACAAAAGGACCUCUGGAUGGUUGUGAAGUGAAAUCAGGAGCCUUGGCUGAACCAAACAGCCAGUACUUGUCAACUGACAGUCAGUAUCUAUCGCCUAGUAAACAGUCAAAAGACGCUCCCUUCAUUACAUCAGAUCAGAUGGCUAGGGCCUUUGCAGAUGUGCAUUCCCGAGUGAGCCGAGACUCGAGUGAGAUGGACUCUGUUCUGGAACAGUUAGACCGUUCAGCCCGGGAUCUAGGCAGGGAGUCGGUGGAUGCCGAGGAAGUUGUGAGAGAAAUAGACAAGCUCUUGCAGGACUGUCGGGGAAAUGACCCUGUGGCCAUCAGAAAGUGAGGGGGAAAAUAAGGACAGGCUGGCAGUUACAUUCCUCUUCUGCUGAUUAAAACUAAUAAAAAAAAAAAUAAAAUCCCCUGGUUGUAACAGAUUUACAGGAAUGAAGGAAGACCAAUGCUGCUUUAAGGCUUUUAGUGAACAUCUGAAGUGCCCACAAGUAUGUUCUUUUCACUGCUCUUUCUUUUUGACAGAUAACACUGGUUUCAUUUUGACCAAACUUUCAUUAGGACAGAGUCAAGUACACAAAGAACUAUAUGAAUAAAGGAAAGACGGUGCCAUUUUGACAAUCUGAUAGAAAGGUGUGAGAAAGGUGGAAUGGAAAUACGUCUGAUACUUUAAGACUGUCCUCAAUAGCUGAUGCUGAAUUUACUGUUUACGUAUAAACCCCAAGAAAAACAGGGUUGAAUAUUUCUAUUCUGUGGUGGAUUGCCAGCAGUCACCACAGGCUUCUACAGAAAGUCCUAAAAGAGUUCUUGUAGUAGUCCAAGCGACACCAAACAUUAACAUUCAUUUGUGGUAAACAUUUAUGUACAAAGUUAUCUGCCACAAA